This is a messenger RNA of Lasiodiplodia theobromae, 1500 nucleotides long. RefSeq names its product Het domain protein. The transcript is spliced from 3 exons. Lineage: Eukaryota; Fungi; Ascomycota; Dothideomycetes; Botryosphaeriales; Botryosphaeriaceae. The coding region runs from base 1 to 1500 and encodes 499 amino acids. The record is from RefSeq and is a predicted model, not a curated record.
AUGGAGCAUCUUUUCAUGACCCUUGAUGCCGUGACUAUGGCGUCAAAGAUCGCAGACGCCUUAAAGCCGCUCACACGAUGGAGACAGUUUGAUCAUGAUGGAACUGAUGGAAAAGGGUAUCCGGUCUCGGAGGAUUUUUCAGACUACCCAAAGGUUCGCGGCUGGACGAUUGAGCAAGUCUGGAAUGAGGGAGAGCUAAGGAAGGCCCAUCCACGCUUUGAAGAUGACAAAAUAAGCGGCGAGGAGGUAACCGAGCAAGUGGUUGCCAUGCUCCAAAGUUGGCUGUAUUUUGGAUUCCUGGAAGCAUUCACCGGAAAACGCAUCCACACGUCGUAUUUCACAACCUUUGACGAAGAGGGCCUGCCAGUCCUUCACUCAGGCUACCUCGGUUUCGCCUUCUUCGCAUGGAAGCUUUCCCUGGAAGGAAGUUUGGAAGAGCUGCUGGAUGCCACCUGGGAAAUCCAGCUUUCUGUGGCUUCGAUCGUCCAACUGCUGUACUUGUGGACCGACCCUGGAACUACUCAUGCUGUUCGAAUUGAGAAGGAUUUCCCCGGAUUUGCCGAGGCGGUCAUAGAUAUCCUUCCUUCGGUUGUCAGGCUUUUUGAUGCGAUUUCUCUGGAAAGCUACCUCGCGCGACGGCUGCACUUGAGUACCGCUCAUGGAAAACUCGUCACCUGGGACUUGGACUUCCCCUACUCCCAGGUCCUAUCGACGCUGCGAGUCCUUUACACAUCCUUUGAACAACAUCUAAGAAGCCUCCGCCCUCCAGACACUCAACACGGCACGGAGCGUAAAACCAACAUCGGCCAGGUAGCCAGCGCCCUGAACUGGCGAUCGACGAGCAGGAAAGCCGACGAGACCCUCGCCGUCGCUGCUCUCUUGCUCGUUGACACGCGAAAGCUCGUCGAUACACCAGCAGACGCACCCGCCGAACGCAUGAAGCAGCUCUACCUCGCUGUGGAUAUGCCUCACGACAUCAUCUUCUUCGACGGGCCGAACAUGGUAGACCCGCCUUUCCGCUGGGCUCCGGAAACGCUCAUGGCACGGUCGGCGACGAUGCUGGAUGUUGCGAACGAAGCUCACACUUCCAGAUGCACGCCCGAUGGGCUGCAUGGCGAGUAUCUCGCGCUGAUGAUUGCGGAGCCGCUGGUGGGAGCCAGAGGCAAGACGCUGUUUGUUCAGGAUCCGGAGGAGCAUCCCUUCCCAUAUGGGAUUUUCUGGAGCCCCGAGUUUGCGCAAAACCCGACUGAGGUUGACUUCGAUGCUGCUAUUAUUCGCCAGGUUGAUGACGAGACGUAUCUGAGGCCGGACAUCGGUACCGUCGUUGAGGGGGUUGCUGUGCGGACGGGAUCGCGGUCUUCGGCGGGGCUUGUCUGCGAUUGGGCCGGACGCGUGACGCUGCUGAAGUACGGCCCUGAUGAUGUCGCGGUGCCAAAGGACAAUGCGCUUGGGGACUUCAAGGGAGCUAGGUGGGAGAUGUUGUCUUUAGUGAUACGAUAA